Messenger RNA from Entrophospora sp. SA101, 1188 nucleotides. NCBI's taxonomy places the organism in Eukaryota, Fungi, Glomeromycota, Glomeromycetes, Entrophosporales, Entrophosporaceae. The record is from the annotation of a GenBank genome assembly.
AUGGAAACUCCAACUGUGGCUAGAACUUCUAUGUACACCCCAACAGAUCCAUCAAUAAUAGUUAAUACUACAUUUACUACUACAGCUACUGGUGAGGUAGAAGAAUUGAUUCCUUUUGAAAUUCUUUCAAAAUUGCAAGAAUAUUGCAAAAAACCAACAAUUUCAAAAUAUGAUUUUGCAUAUUCACAUGUGUUGGAACUUUCACCUACGUCAAGGAUUCGAAGUGAAUUUAAUAAUGAAGAAUGGACAGUGAUGUGUAAUGAUAGACCUAAUGAUGUGAAUAUUAAAUACUUUACAGAAAUCAAUAGUAUUAUCAAUCAUUUAUUUGGAAAAAAGAAAAUAUUGACUGUGCAAGAGGCAAGAAACAAUUGGAUGGAAUUAAGGGGAAUGAAGGUUCCUAAUGAUAUUGCCAAUUAUUCAUUCAAUAAAGACAAUUGGAAAAGUAUAUUAUUUUGGGUUGAAGAUGUAUUGGGAACUUAUCUGUCAGCUUUUGAAUCUCAGAUAAAUCCAAUACAACAAUACAAUAUCAGCGAGGGGGAGUGGUUUGGUGACUAUGUUGUCAAAUUGUUCAAGGGAGCACUUAGAUUAAAUAACUUUUGCCAAGCUAAUUCAGGAGAAAUAACAGUCAUUUCAAGUUCAAAAAGAAAAAAUGAAAAAAUUAAUAUAUUAGAAGAAACAGCUCAACGUGGUCAUAUGGCAGACUUUCUUUGUUCAUUUGGAUCAAAUGAAGUUGUGGCUGGUUUGUCAUGUGGUUCUCCACAUUUAUAUGAUCCAACAAAAAAAGAAAUGGAUAUGUAUCAUUUAUCCAGGUUAUUAAAAGACAUGCUAGAUGAAAAUUUGGCCCAAGCAGAAGUUGAAGGGGGACAUAAAGCAAAAUUAUAUACCAUUGGAAUACGACAAUUUCAGAAAAUUGUACGAAUAUAUAUUAUGGAAAAACGUGAUGUGUACAGACUUCACCUUUUAAAACAAUUCUCACUUCCUACCACAGCUGCUGAUUAUGCCAAGCUUCGAAUUGCAAUAUGUUGGGCCUGGAAUAUAAGGUGUAUGGUAAGAAAAUUGUGGAUUGAUUCUUCUAAAGAAAUUUGUGCAUCUCCUAUAAGAAUCGAGGUGACCAAUCAACAAUACAUAGAAACACCUAAUACACCAGAAAAACAGCCAAAAAGGAAAACAAUCAAAAAAAAUGAUUAA